CGGAAGUAGUGCCCAUGACCGGAAGUUCCUCAGUUGUCAUAAAGUGUCAACGCCUCCGAAGCUAGCUAGCAGGAUCACAAUAAAUUACUUUAUAAAAUGGCUGAAGUGGAGGAAACCCUGAAGAGGAUCCAGAGUCAGAAAGGAGUGCAGGGCAUCAUCAUCAUCAACGCCGAAGGCAUCCCCAUCAAGAGCACCUUGGAUAACUCGAGCACAGUCCAGUAUGCAGGCCUCCUGCACCAGCUGGUGAUGAAGACCCGGAGCACUGUGAGGGAUCUCGACCCGCAGAAUGACCUGACCUUCCUAAGAGUGCGCUCCAAGAAGAACGAGAUCAUGAUUGCUCCAGAUAAGGACUAUUUCCUCAUUGUCAUUCAAAAUCCAUCAGAUUGAAGACUUGCUUUGUCUUUUUUUUUUUUUUGCUUUCAGUAUUUGUUUUUUAAUUUAAUGAAAAAUAUUUCAGUUUUGUAACUGCAUACUUAAACGUUAAAUACGUGAACAUACUUAAUUGCACCAUAAUGAUGAGAGAAGCAACAUUUUUACAGGAACACUGCUCAUGGAAAGAAAUCUUAAAAUUUGAUGUAUAUUAGGACACAUGAAAAUACAAAGCUCCCUUGCAUAAUACUCACAUCAUUCCAGCAAAAAAAAAAAAUGCUGCAAAACAAAAAACAUUAUUGUCAUGGAGACACAGGAAGGGCUGUCCCCAGAAGGGGGUGGGUUAAUAUCACAUGAUGCAUAAAAUCUUUUCCAGUGAGCAGUCCAUAUGCAGAUGUUUUUCAAGACUGGGACAGCAGAUAUUGGAGUAUUUUAUUUGCACCUUUUUUAUUCUUUGGACCUGGUUCAUUUGUUCAUAUGCAGCUUUGGCUGUAUACACAUUUACACAAAAGAUUUCUGUGUAAUUAUACUGUUAAUUUUGUUACAGUUCUGUGUUGGACUAAUAAAUUCAACAGG
Molecule: messenger RNA, 945 nt
Organism: Scleropages formosus (Asian bonytongue)
Lineage: Eukaryota; Metazoa; Chordata; Actinopteri; Osteoglossiformes; Osteoglossidae
Gene: dynlrb1
Product: dynein, light chain, roadblock-type 1
Exons: 4
Coding region: 97-387 (96 amino acids)
Biological process (GO): microtubule-based movement
Cellular component (GO): cytoplasmic dynein complex
Source: RefSeq, a predicted model, not a curated record